Messenger RNA from Lactuca virosa, 2009 nucleotides. The record is from the annotation of a GenBank genome assembly. Lineage: Eukaryota; Viridiplantae; Streptophyta; Magnoliopsida; Asterales; Asteraceae.
AAUUUUGUUAUUAAAUAAAAAGACCAUCGUCUCUUCGAAACAAACGUUUACCUGAUCGUCUCCAAAUCCCAGACAUCAAGCAGAGUAUAGAGCAACAAGAGGCGUAGUUGAGAUUGUGUAGCAGAGUCAAGCAGAGGAGGUAAAGGUGCCUGGAUUCGAGAUUCGACAAGGUCGGACGAGGGCUCCGCCGGCAUAGUUGGGUUCUGACCAGGCUUCCGGCGAUAGAUUGCUUUUUUGGAACAUACCGGCUUUAAGAUUAUUGUGUACAGUAUGUAGUCUAAACGAGAUGCUAAACUUGAAAAUAGUUUGCUUCGGGAGAAAUGAACCCAUUAAGUGGAAGCGUAGAUUCAAUUCGGCCGAUUCUCAUCAGCCAGCAACAUUUAGAGAAACACCUGAAUGGAAGAGAAUCCUUUCAGAACUCUUAGAAGCAUCAAAGGAAGGUAAUUGGAAAGCUGCGUAUGCAGGACAUACUUUGUUUGUUGAAAAUCUGGUGAGAUUGAUGAAAGAUGCGGAUUUAGAGCUUAAGAAUAGCAGUUCCAACACUGCGCUGCAUAUAGUUGCUCAAGGCAAAAAUGUGGUUAUAGCUAAAGUUCUGGCGACCAAGAACACGGAAUUGCUGGAUAUGGAAGGUAAUGAUGGAAAGUUGCCACUCCAAAUGGCAGCUUUAUCCGGAAACCAUGAUAUGGUCAUGUAUCUUCAUGGGAUGUCUAAAAGAAUGAAAUGCAGUCCUUGGACAGAUGAGAGACGAUGUGGUGUUCUAUUGACAUGUGUUGAAGCUGAGCUAUUUGAGGUUGCACAAGAAAUAGUAAAGGACUUUCCAAAACUUGCUCAGAGUGAAGACGAAGACGGUAUACUCGGAAUUCUUGCUCGUCAACGUAAUGCAUUUAAUAUUAAAAAACACCUUUAUCAAUACGAUGCAUACCACGGGCAUGUUGAUGAGGGAAAUCAAGCAGUGCAGCUGUUUAGAAUCAUUUUGACAUAUUUACGCAAGCCUAAUGGCUGUCAUGGUGAUGAGGAAAAUCAAGCAGUGGAAUUGCUUAGAAUGAUUUUGGCAAAUAUUCCCAAGACUAUAACUGAUGACAUGCGGAGAGGUCCUGUUGACCAGAUUAUGGAAGAUAAAAUGCUGGAAGAAGCAUGCCAAUGUCCAACAUAUAUCUCCAGGGUACUAUUUGUAGCUGCAGAAGAGGACAACACUGCGUUCCUAGCUGUCCUAAUUGGUGAAUAUCCAAAGCUUGUACUAGAUCUGAAUGAUAAAAAGAAGACUUUAUUUCAGGUCGCCAUCUUAUGUCGUUGUCCUGGAAUCUUCAACCUAUUGUGCGGCGUAGGCUCAAUCAAAGACUCGAUAAUUACUGCUGAAGACGAAAAUGGGAACAAUUUACUCCAUUUAGUCGGAAUCCUCGAGGAGGCCACAAUGAGUAAUCAAUGCCAGGACUUUCAAGAACCAGAUGUAGAAAUGGCAGAAAAAGAAAAAUGGUUCAAGAUGGUUUCGGAUAUGCUCCCUCCCUCACUUAGAGAAAAGAAGAACAAAGAUGGUUUAAGACCACGUGAAUUGUUCACGAAAAAUCAUAAAGAGCUAUUUCUUAAAGCGGUUGAUUCGGAUAAAAAAACAGUUUACGUCUUAUAUGCUUCUGUGAUGUCUUUGCUCGUCGUCAUUGCUGCAUCUACAGUAUAUCCAAACCACCGAGACAUCGGGCUGCUAUCGGCGCUUGCUAUGCUAUUGCAUGGGAUGGCUUUCAUACUCACUUUCACAUCAGUCGUCAGUACCUUGUCUAUCAUGUGGCCUAACUAUGUUGAACGUGGUUUCUUCUCAUUACGCUCAGUGAUCGCAUCCAUCAUGAGACGAAAUCUAAUGGCUGUCGUAUUGGUGUUUUUUACUGCAGCAAUGACGUACAACCCAUACGUCUUGCUGUUAGCAACAAUAAUGAUGAUUAUUCCUUUUCUCUACUGGAUAAUCUGUCGCAAUUCAAUAACUUCAUUGAGAAACCUAUAGUAUCUCUUGCUCUAUAUUA